AACCAUAUAAAUGCAUGGAGUGUGGGAAAAGCUUCAAUAGUAGUACACAGCUUACUUCCCAUCAAAGAAUUCACACAGGGGAGAAACCAUAUAAAUGUCUAGAGUGUGGGAAAAGCUUCCAUGAGAGAGGUCACCUUACUUCCCAUCAAAGAAUUCACACAGGGGAGAAACCAUAUGAAUGUGUGGAGUGUGGAAAAACCUUCCGUCAGAGAGGUAGCCUUACUGCCCAUCAAAGAAUUCACGCAAGGGAGAAACCAUAUAAAUGCCUGGAGUGUGGGAAAAAAUUUAAGAGCUGUACAUAUCUUACUUCCCAUCAAAGAAUUCACACUGGGGAAAAACCAUAUAAAUGCCUGGAGUGUGGAAAAAGCUUCAGGCGCAAUGACUGCCUUAUUGCCCAUCAAAGAAUUCACAGAGGGGAGAAACCAUAUAAAUGCCUGGAGUGUGAGAAAAGCUUCAGGCGGAGUAACCAACUGACUUUCCAUCAAAGAAGUCACACAGGUGAGAAACCAUAUAAAUGCCUGGAGUGUGGCAAAAGCUUCUGGAGUUCUACACAUCUUACUUCCCAUCAAAAAAUUCAUGAAGGGGAGAAACCAUAUGAAUGCCUGGAGUGUGGCAAAAACUUCAGGACUCGUGCACAUCUUACUUCCCAUCAAAGAAUUCACACCGAGGAGAAACCAUAUAAAUGCUUGGAUUGUGGGAAAACCUUCCGUCGGAGUUCUGGCCUUGCUCACCAUCAAAGAAUUCACACAGGCGAGAAACCAUAUACAUGCCUGGAGUGUGGAAAAAGCUUCAAGACUAGUUCAACUCUUACUAUCCAUCAAAGAAUUCACACAACAGAAAAACCAUAUAAGUGUCUGGAGUGUGGAAAAAGCUUCCGUCAAAAUAUAGGCCUUGCUAGCCAUCAAAGAAUUCAUGCAGGGGAGAAACCGUAUAAAUGCCUGGAGUGUGGAAAAAGCUUCAGUCAGAGUGGCAAUCUUACUUCCCAUCAAAGAAUUCACACAGGUGAGAAACCAUAUAAAUGCCUGGCAUGUGGAAAAAGCUUCAGACAUAGUCAGAAUCUUACUUCCCAUCAAAGAAUUCACACAGGGGAGAAACCAUAUAAAUGCCUGGAGUGCGGAAAAAGCUUUAGUCAGAGAUCCCACCUUACUACCCAUCGAACAAUUCACACAGGGAGAAAACCAUAUAAAUGAUUGGAAUGUGGGUAAACCUUCAAGAGUAGUAUACAUAUUACUUCCCGUCAAAGAUUUCAUACAGAGGAGAGCAAUGGUCCCAUAGAUCUGUAAGAUGUAGGCCCUGAAAGACUUUGUAGGUAACAAGGACUAUGAAAA
Messenger RNA from Gekko japonicus, 1328 nucleotides. RefSeq names its product zinc finger protein 665-like. The annotation marks the transcript as partial. The transcript has a single exon. Gene Ontology annotation, molecular function: RNA polymerase II cis-regulatory region sequence-specific DNA binding; DNA-binding transcription factor activity. Gene Ontology annotation, biological process: regulation of transcription by RNA polymerase II. NCBI's taxonomy places the organism in Eukaryota, Metazoa, Chordata, Lepidosauria, Squamata, Gekkonidae. The record is from RefSeq and is a predicted model, not a curated record.